Molecule: messenger RNA, 1070 nt
Organism: Rhopilema esculentum
Lineage: Eukaryota; Metazoa; Cnidaria; Scyphozoa; Rhizostomeae; Rhizostomatidae
Source: RefSeq, a predicted model, not a curated record
AUUUAUGGGAAUAUAAAAUCAAUUGAUGGUCAUUGCAAAGUGUGUUUAAAGUUGGUAAGAAGUGACCUGUUUUCUUCCAGUAUAAGGUUAAAAGACAAAGUUGCCUGGUUUCCCGAUCAAAGAAGAUGAAUUUUCAAAUACUGUUGCUGCUUGUGAUUUCUGUAAAUACAAAUGGAGAAAUACUUCGUCUGCCAUGCAAGAUCUUUGCCAAUUUUACUGCUGUGCUUCAUGAUCAAUCACUUAGUUCUACAUUUCGUUCUUUGGACAACUUGGAUGAGCAGAUGUGUAAGUUUGAAUGCAUCAUGGAACAUCGAUGCAAGUCUAUAAAUUUAAACAGAGAGCUUGGUAUUUGCCAGUUGAAUAGCAAAUCAGCACAGGAUCCAAAAGAUUUCAUUGAAACGCAAAUAAAGGAGGGUUGGACAUAUUAUUCAACCCGUUUUGAAGAGAAAAAUGUUGGUCAGUAUUGUCAAGCAAAUGAUCCUUGCAGCGCCGGACAUAAAUGCAUUGACACUUGCUACUGCCCAGGGUAUAAAUGCAUUGCAAAGAAUAUCGCCUAUAAGAAGCCAUCUUCCCAUUCAUCAACCCAUACAUAUAACGGAAUAGAACUUGUUGCAAGCUUCGGAAAUGAUGGUGACAGAACGGCAAACUGGCAGAAAUGUAGUUUCACCAGUUAUGAAGAGCAACCCUGGUGGCAAGUGAAUCUUGAAAAGGUAGCCGCUGUUACACAUGUUCGGAUAACAAAUUCUGUAGCCUGGCCUACACAUGAUAUAAACCCAUUCAAUGUUAGUGUUGGAAAAGAUAGCUCAAACGGCGGAAGAAACAAUGCGCUUUGUGUAAAUGGUGGAAGGUUGGCUAGUGGCGAGAUGAAAACUUUUUAUUGUCCAAAGCUGAUGAUGGGUCGCUACGUGAGUGUGUUUUUGAACAGGAAAGAAUUUCUUCAAAGAAAGCGAACUUUUGCUGUCGAAACAAGCUGGGAUCCUUUUGCUUUGAUUCCAAAACACCCAGAUGAAAAGAAGAUGGCUCAUUUCCAUCAAAAUUUUAAGGGCGAGAUGCAGCAAGUUAAGAUUUAG